UACUGCUUUCCUGCCAUCAACUCAUCAUGUAUCAAGGGGAAACGCUCCAGUUAUGAUUACUAUUUUAUGUACAUGUUUUUUUCACUUCUGUCAGCAGGGACUGUGUUUCUGAACCUGCUGGUGAUCCUCUCCAUCUCUCACUUCAAGAAGCUUCAUACUCCAACCAACCUGAUCAUUCUCUCUCUGGCUGUUGCUGAUAUGCUUGUUGGACUAAUUGUCAUGCCUAUAGAGGCCAUCAAGUUGAUUGAGACUUGCUGGUACUUCAGAGACACUUUCUGUAGACUGUUUAUGUUAAUCAUGGGCCUGCUCCUCUCAGCAUCUCUCAGUAAUUUAGUUUUAAUUGCCAUUGAUCGUUUUGUGGCUGUGUGUCACCCUUUACAGUACCCACAGAAAAUAACCAUGACUAGAAUGUUAAUUAUUGUCUGUCUUUGCUGGUUUUUUUCUUCAGUUUAUAAUAUUGCAAUUGUAAUAAGUAUCUCACACAGAACAGAUGCGUGUUAUGGUGGAUGCAAUAUUAUGCUUACAUUUGAAUGGAGAGUAAUUGAUUUAAUAUUUUCCUUCCUGUUUCCCUGUACCCUGAUCAUAACUUUAUAUUUAAGGAUAUUCUAUGUUGCACAAAAGCAAGUGAAA
This is a messenger RNA of Sinocyclocheilus grahami, 630 nucleotides long. Its product is annotated as trace amine-associated receptor 13c-like. The annotation marks the transcript as partial. Gene Ontology annotation, molecular function: trace-amine receptor activity. Gene Ontology annotation, biological process: G protein-coupled receptor signaling pathway. The transcript has a single exon. The record is from RefSeq and is a predicted model, not a curated record. Gene Ontology annotation, cellular component: membrane. NCBI's taxonomy places the organism in Eukaryota, Metazoa, Chordata, Actinopteri, Cypriniformes, Cyprinidae.